Messenger RNA from Diaporthe citri, 504 nucleotides. RefSeq lists its product as uncharacterized. Bases 1 to 504 code for a protein of 167 amino acids. The record is from RefSeq and is a predicted model, not a curated record. The transcript is spliced from 2 exons. Lineage: Eukaryota; Fungi; Ascomycota; Sordariomycetes; Diaporthales; Diaporthaceae.
AUGCAGAUCACCGCUGUCCUCCUAGGCCUCGUUGCCUCCGUCUCCGCGAUCGACGCCUACUUCCACAACUCCAAUGACUGCUCUGGCGCCGCCGCCGUUUGCACCAACAUCAACCCUAACUUCUGCUGCACCGGCAACUCCCCCACCGUUGCCUACCGCGGCGUCCCGACAAACUGGAACAUCAACGCCCAGGGCUUCUCCAACGGUGGCUGCGGGUCGCCCAAGUGGCUGGCUGAGCUCCGGGGCCAGAACUGGGUGUGCAUGAGUGUCAACUCUCGGCCCAACUACACAGGCACGUUCUACUGGUUUGCCGGCCGCAAGCGUGCUGAGAAUACUGUCUGCGAGGGGGAGGUCAAGCCCGAUACGGUGGUUCUUGCGGAUGGUACUACACAGUAUGACAUUGUCGGCUUGGAUGAUGCUAAGGUUGAGGAACUGCUUGCUAUUGCUGGCUCUGGAGUUGGUCCCGAAGAUAUUCCUGAGGAGUUCCACGUGCUGCGCAAGUAA